Molecule: messenger RNA, 1590 nt
Organism: Echinops telfairi (small Madagascar hedgehog)
Lineage: Eukaryota; Metazoa; Chordata; Mammalia; Afrosoricida; Tenrecidae
Gene: IFNGR2
Product: interferon gamma receptor 2
Exons: 7
Coding region: 1-972 (323 amino acids)
Molecular function (GO): protein binding
Source: RefSeq, a predicted model, not a curated record
AUGGGCUCAGGCAUAGGAACAACUGUGUGCGCGGCGCCCGUGGUGUCACGCUCCGACACUCUCCCCCAGCUGCCCGCUCCUCAAAACCUGAAGAUUCACCUGUACAACGCGGAGCAGGUUCUGAGUUGGGAGCCGGUGACCCUGAGCAACGACUCCAGCAGUGACUCGGUGGCCUACCGGGUGCAGUAUAAAUACUCCAACAGCGAGUGGGACGACCUGACCCAGGUGGACUGUACCAGGAUCCCAGCUUGCAACUUCACGGCGGCCAGCCACUGGCAGGGCUUUCCCAGGCACUUCAACGUCUCCCUGCGUGUCCGAGCCGAGCUGGGAGAGCUGGUUUCCGCCUGGGCGGCGGUACCGUGGUUUGAACACUACCGCAAUGUGACCAUCGGGCCUCCAGAAAACAUUAGGGUGUCAACAGAGGAAGAUUCACUUAUCAUCGGGAUUUCCACUCCCUUUGACAUCGACACCUCCAUGGUGGCUUUCCAGUAUUACGUCUAUUACUGGGAAGAGGCCGGAACCCAACAGGUGAAAGGUCCCAUCAAGAACAAUUUCAUUUUGCUGGAUGGCUUAAAACCCUUAAGUGUAUACUGUUUUCAAGUCAAGGCAGAACUGGUGUGGCCAUUAAAAAGUAUCUUUCAACCGGGGCGUUUAAGCAACCCAUCUUGCUACAAGACAUCAGCAAAUGCUGCCACUCAGCUCCAACAAGCCAUCCUGAUCUUUGUGGGAAUCUUCCUGUCGGUGACGCUGCUAAUAACGGUCUGCUUCUUCUUGGCCCUGAAGUACAGAGGCGUGAUUAAGUAUUGGGUUCACUCUCCACCCAAGAUCCCAUUACAGAUAGAAGAGUUUUUAAAUGACCCAGCUCAUCCUGUGUUGGAGGCCCUGGAUAAGGAGAGUUCGCCAAAGGAGGACGCCUGGGUCUCUGUGUCCAUCCUGUCGCUCCCAGGAAAGGAACCAGAAGAUGCUCUCUAAUGCACUUCCAACCACCGUGCUGGCCCGACUCGGGCCGGCCCAGCUCAGCCGGCCCCUGAAAGAGGUGCUGGGCCAGGGCCACUGCUGACAUUCUCAGCUGGGCUUUACAGAGAACGGAGCUCCAUCCUCCUGCCCCCACAGAGCCCACGCCAGCCCCUGAAGGGAGUGACUCUUCAGGCAGAGAUUGACUGCUUUUUCCCCUAAGAGUUUUUAAAUGAUACCAGUGCCUACAAAGAUAUCCCAGGGGCAAAAAAUACGGUUGUUGUUUUUUCUUAAACACUAAAAGGGCAUGUGAUUCCUUUUUAGCAAGAUACUGUGGUACAUCUCGCCUGCUUGGAUUUUUUGAGCGUUGGCUGAGAGGAAGGCUGGAAAGGAGAGAACGGUUGGCUGGGCGGGUUCUAGAUGCUGCGUUCUGUCCUGGGCGCUGCCCCGGAGCCAGGAACCUGGGGCGAGUCUCCGAGCCUCUGCAGCCAAUUCCAGCCUCGGAUCCAGGCUGCCCUUCCCUUCCAGUCUGCUGGCUUGAAGAAAAAAUGGUUUCUUCUGUACAUAUCUUCCUAGUAAUUUAAAUUUUGCUUUGUUUUUUAAAGCUAGAAAUAAAAUAUUGUACAGUUAAGUUUU